This is a messenger RNA of Egretta garzetta (little egret), 1625 nucleotides long. It is a transcript of the gene SH3BGRL, whose product is annotated as SH3 domain binding glutamate rich protein like. Lineage: Eukaryota; Metazoa; Chordata; Aves; Pelecaniformes; Ardeidae. The transcript has 3 exons. Gene Ontology annotation, cellular component: cytoplasm. The record is from RefSeq and is a predicted model, not a curated record. Bases 23 to 223 code for a protein of 66 amino acids.
CAAUGAGGAGAAUCGGAAGUGGAUGCGCGAGAACGUCCCUGAAGACAGCCGGCCAGCGAGCGGGAACCCCCUGCCACCCCGGCUCUUCAACGACAGCCGGUACCUCGGGGACUACGAAGCUUUCUUUGAAGCUCGAGAGAACAAUGCGGUGUAUGCGUUUUUAGGCUUGACUGCGCCACCUGGUUCAAAGGAAGCCGAAGCACUGGCAAAGCAGCAAGCAUGAAUUUCAACUGCCUUAAAUGUUCUGUAAAGGGAAUUUCCACAGCUUUUUAUAAAAUAGUACAAUUGUCUCCGCUUCAAGAAACGUAGAUGUGAUUUCUAACAUUUGAUUGGUGCUUGCAGCAUUCACCGUACAUAACACAGAUUUCAACACGAGAUGGAAAUGUGAACAUAGGGAGCACGGAGUGUGUUAUUACAAAGGUGGAAGCAUAGGAAACAAUUAGACAUGAAUGAUUUUCACGUAGUUUAAACUGUCUCGGCAAUUUGUCCAUUUUGUGUAAACUUCAAGAAACUAUUUUAGUACUAAUAAUGCAGAUGGGCUUGUACCUAGAGGUGCAACUAUUCAGAAUAUGGAAACCAAACAACAGCAUCUAGAACCUUGUCAGAUACUAACUGCGGUGCCUGAGUUGCCUCAAAACCAUUACUGAAUUACACGGUAAUUCUUCAGCGUCUUUCCUGGUUUCAGAUGAAAUUGUAGGUGGUAUCGUGUAGUAGAGCCAUUGUAGUCACUUUUGAAAGUUGUGUUUGUUCUUUUGUAGAAUGGAUAUUUAAGAUUUGUCUUGUAACACACUGUACAGAUGAUAAAAAAAAAAAAAAAUGCCCUGUAUUUCUCAUUUAAGUGAUCCGUGUGGGCUCUUUUGACAGAGAAAAAGGGAUUUGGGCCCCGGACAGCCUUUCCCUUGGCACGGCCAUCACACAGCUGCCUAAGCAUGACCCGAUGACAUGUCUGCGUGCAAGAUCCAGCGCACCUCAGUGCAGUAGGCGCUAAUUCCCACGCAAUGUUGCAAAUAAGCCAAAACGGCCAGAAAUGGCAUUUCCUUACCUGUGUAAGGGUGAAAGCCUUUAAUGUAUUUCUCUACAAAUAUACCAGUUCACACUGCUUAUAGUAUUAGGCAUCUUACUGCAUGUUCGAGUAGUCGUUAGAUUCAUAUAGUAUUUUUUCAAAUGAGGAAAUAAAUGUUUGAAUCGCAAGAACUAUCGUAAUUAAGCAAGGCUUCUUUUUUUUCUAAGGUUUAAGAACUUUUUUUUCCAUUGUUACUGCCAUAUCAUGAAGCUAUUGCAGGAAUUGCAAAUCUAUUAGGGUGUCUCGUAUUGGUGAAUUUACCACGUGCAAUAUUAACCUGUCUGUUCUCCCAGUGCUCAUGAGAGAGACUGCAUUUCUUGGCCACGUUCUGCAAAAAUACAAAUCAUUGCAAGUGCCCUGAAGGAUAAGAAAGGGGUUUAAAAAUUGCGUGGGUAAUUUAAAAGGCGUUUUGGGCCACGUAAAGUACUUAUUCCCCAAAAGCAUCAAAAAACCGUGAGGAAGAUAAUUUGUCUUAGUUAGAUCUUGGAUCCCUAGAGUUAGAGGAUGGUUCCAAUAGCUCUGCACACAGGCAUUUUGAUUUUCUGUGCUUUAUGAAGACAGA